AUGUUGCCGUCUUCAUUUACCGGCGGUGCUAGAUAUAUGAUGCAAAACUAUUUAGAUGCCAUGUCUCUAUGCAAGUGUUUUGGUUAUCCCGACUUUUUUAUAACCAUCACAUGCAACCCAAAAUGGCCGGAGGUAACAAGGUUUCUUAGAGACACCACACUUAAACCUGAAGAUAGAGCAGAUAUUCUGUCAAGAUUAUUUAAGUUGAAAUUGGAUGCUAUUUGCAAAGACUUAAAGGAACGCCAUCUAUUGGGAAAAGCUGCCGCAGUUGUUUACACUAUCGAGUUUCAAAAACGUGGAUUGCCUCAUGCACACUUAUGCUUAUUCAUGGAGAAUGAAUAUAAACUUCCUACAGUGGACCAUGUUGAUGCAUUUAUAUGUGCUGAGAUUCCAAACAGAAAUGAGGACCCGGAGUUAUACACACUUGUGAAAGACUAUAUGAUUCAUGGUCCAUGUGGUCUUGCUAACCUAAGCUGUCCAUGUAUGGUUGAUAGAAAAUGUUCGAAAGGCUUUCCAAAAAAGUUUCAAGAUCAUACGACAUUAGAUUCAAAUGGAUUCCCAGUGUACGGAAGAAGAAACGACGGUGCGACAGUUAUAAAGAACCGCAUUGAGCUAGAUAAUAGAAGUGUUGUACCAUACAACAAAACGCUGUUGAAAAGGUAUCAGGCGCACAUAAAUGUUGAGUGGUGCAAUCAAGCUGGGUCUAUCAAAUAUUUGUUUAAAUACAUCAACAAAGGACCUGAUAGAGCAACUGUUGUUGUUGUGCAAGGGGAUAACCAAAACGAAGAACCAUCAAAAGAUGAGAUAAAAGAGUAUUAUGAUUGUAGGUACAUCUCAGCUUGUGAGGCAUCUUGGAGGAUAUUCUCUAAUGAAGUACACUAUAGGUAUCCUUUUGUUACAAGGUUACCUUUCCAUCUUCCAGGACAACAAAAUGUCGUUUUUGGUCCUGACGAAGAUAUAAAUUCCGUCCUUAACAAACCAUCUGUAAAAGUGUCAAUGUUUUUGUCUUGGAUGGAACGUAACAAAGACCCGAAUGACACAAUGGCCCGUACCCUUACUUAUGUUCAGUUUCCAAUUUUUUAUGUAUGGAAGAUUGAAAAUCGUUGCUGGGAACCUAGACAAAAGGGAAAAGCGAUUGGCAGAAUUCACUCUGUACCCCCUUCUUUUGGUGAAGCAUAUUUUUUAAGGAUUCUUCUUAACAAAGUCAAAGGGCCAAAAUCGUUUGAGGACAUUAGAACCGUUAAUGGUCAUGUACACGAUACCUUUAGAGAUGCGUGUUACGCACUUGGUCUUUUGGACGAUGACAUAGAGUACAUUGAAGCAAUCAAGGAAGCAAAUGAAACAGCAACAUGUUCAUAUAUUCGUGUUUUGUUUGCAAUGAUGUUGUUAUCAAAUACUCUGUCUAGACCUGAGGUGGUAUGGGAAAGCACGUGGAAAUAUAUGACGGAUGACUUUAUUUACAGAUUAAGAAAAUUUCAUUGA
Messenger RNA from Helianthus annuus (common sunflower), 1482 nucleotides. RefSeq lists its product as uncharacterized. The transcript is spliced from 2 exons. The record is from RefSeq and is a predicted model, not a curated record. NCBI's taxonomy places the organism in Eukaryota, Viridiplantae, Streptophyta, Magnoliopsida, Asterales, Asteraceae. The coding region runs from base 1 to 1482 and encodes 493 amino acids.